AUGAAGGUCCUCUUGCUGCUGGCAGCUGUAAUCAUGGCCUUUGGCCCAAUACAGAUCCAAGGGAGUCUUUCUGAAUUUACUGAAAUGGUCCGGAGAACAACAGGAAUGUUUGUAUCACAAGCUUACAACUAUGGAUGCUACUGUGGCCCUGGAGGCAGUGGAUCCCCCAAGGACGGAACGGAUUGGUGCUGCUUUGCUCACAAGUGUUGUUACUAUGAUCUAGAGAAACAUGGAUGUAACACAACAUUUCUCCACUACAAGUUCACCUCCGAAAUGGGCAUUAUCAACUGUGCUGAAAACCAGGACUCCUGUAAGAAAGAGCUGUGCCAGUGUGAUAAAGUUGCUGCUGAAUGUUUUGCCCAGAACUUUAGAAGCUACUCUAAGAGAUUGCGGUACUAUCCUAAAGUGUUGUGCAAUGGAAAGCCACCCAAGUGCUGA
Messenger RNA from Acomys russatus (golden spiny mouse), 438 nucleotides. Its product is annotated as phospholipase A2, membrane associated-like. The transcript has 4 exons. Bases 1 to 438 code for a protein of 145 amino acids. Gene Ontology annotation, biological process: lipid catabolic process; arachidonate secretion; phospholipid metabolic process. The record is from RefSeq and is a predicted model, not a curated record. Gene Ontology annotation, molecular function: calcium ion binding; phospholipid binding. NCBI's taxonomy places the organism in Eukaryota, Metazoa, Chordata, Mammalia, Rodentia, Muridae.